This is a messenger RNA of Sardina pilchardus (European sardine), 4344 nucleotides long. RefSeq names its product dihydropyrimidine dehydrogenase a, tandem duplicate 1 (gene dpyda.1). The record is from RefSeq and is a predicted model, not a curated record. Gene Ontology annotation, cellular component: cytosol; cytoplasm. NCBI's taxonomy places the organism in Eukaryota, Metazoa, Chordata, Actinopteri, Clupeiformes, Clupeidae. Gene Ontology annotation, biological process: thymine catabolic process; uracil catabolic process. Gene Ontology annotation, molecular function: dihydropyrimidine dehydrogenase (NADP+) activity; uracil binding; NADP binding.
CUAUUAAUACGCGCAGGUUGCAGGCACAGGAAAACAUCCCAGCGCUUAAGUAGUAGGCUACCACGCCCAUGCAGCGGAGUAAAGUUCUCAAUCCAACCCCUAAACUUUUGUACAGCCUGUAUCGGAAUCUACCAUCACCACAGCUUGCCACUAUCAAUCGAAGCAACUUUGCAGCAGAUUUCGACGGGUACGCCGUGAAUCUAGACUCCUGUCGCGGCUGACAAUUUGCUCACCUGCAAGGAGUUCUUGGAAAACAGCACGCAUUUCUUGGGAAUGUGUAAAUUGUGGACGAAUAAGUCUUCCUAAACUGUGGUUGCGAGUCAUCCGGACAUCAAACAAGUCACCUGGAAGAGACGAAAUUUGGUCUCUAUCAGAUUUUUUUUCUCGAUUUCAAAAUAACCACAAUAUCAAUUCCUCGAGCACGGCAGUAUGGCUAGAUUGCUGAGCAAGGAUAUCCCGGAUAUUGAGAGUAUUCUGGCCCUGAACCCGCGGGUUAAGACCCAUGCUGCGGUCCACUCCACGGCUGCCAAGCAAGCUGAGAAGAAACACUGGAAGAGGAACCCGGAGAAGGGGUGUGACAGUUGCGUGAAGCUGGAGAACAAUUUUGAUGACAUCAAACACACAACGCUGAGUGAACGUGGAGCACUUCGGGAAGCAGUGAGAUGCUUGAAAUGCGCCGAUGCACCCUGUCAGAAGAGCUGCCCGACCAACCUGGACAUCAAGGCCUUCAUCACCAGCAUCGCAAACAGGAACUACUACGGCUCUGCAAAGGCCAUCCUGUCCGACAACCCCCUGGGCCUGACCUGUGGGAUGGUCUGCCCGACCUCUGACCUCUGUGUGGGGGGGUGCAACCUCUACGCCUCGGAAGAGGGCCCCAUCAACAUCGGGGGACUGCAGCAGUUCGCCACCGAGGUGUUCAGCAAGAUGGGCGUGCCUCAGGUGCGGAACCCGGCGCUGCCGCCACCCGACCAGAUGCCCGCCGGCUUCCACGCCAAGAUCGCUCUGAUUGGCUGCGGGCCGGCCAGCGUCAGCUGCGCCUCCUUCUUAGCCCGCCUCGGCUACGACGACAUCACCAUCUUCGAGAAGCAGAAGUACAUCGGCGGGCUAAGUUCUGCGGAGAUCCCUCAGUUCCGCUUGCCCUACGAGGUGGUGCAGUUUGAGGUGGAGCUGAUGAAGGACUUGGGAGUCAAGAUCGAGUGUGAGAAGGGACUGGGCCAGGACGGCAUGACACUGCUCUCCCUGAAAGAAGACGGAUACAAAGCCAUCUUCAUCGGCAUUGGUCUGCCGCAGGCCAACAGGCACAAGAUCUUUGAAGGACUGAACAUGGACCAAGGUUUUUACACGUCCAAGGAUUUCCUACCUCUUGUUGCCAAGGCCAGUAAACCAGGAAUGUGCACCUGUCAGUCGGCGCUGCCUCGGCUGCAUGGCACCGUCAUUGUGCUGGGCGCGGGCGACACCGCCUUUGACUGCGCCACCUCUGCCCUCCGUUGUGGCGCCCGCCGCGUCUACGUGGUCUUCCGCAAGGGCUUCACAAACAUCCGCGCCGUCCCCGAGGAGAUGGAACUGGCAAAGGAGGAGAAGUGUGAGUUCCUUCCCUUCCUGUCUCCGCGUGAGGUCAUCAUGAAGGCGGGCCGUGUGGCGGCCAUGGAGUUCUGCCGGACGGAGCAAAGCGAGUCAGGAGAGUGGACGGAGGACGAGGACCAGAUGAUCCGGCUCAAAGCCGACUACAUCAUCAGUGCCUUCGGCUCUGGUCUGAGCGACCCGAAAGUGAAGGAGGCCAUGGCUCCCAUCCGUUUAAACAGAUGGGGUCUCCCUGACCUGAACCCGGAGAGCAUGCAGUGUAGUGAGCCGUGGGUCUUCGCCGGCGGGGACGUGGCGGGCCUGGCCAACACCACGGUGGAGUCGGUCAACGACGGGAAGCAGGCGUCCUGGCACAUCCACAAGUACAUUCAGGAUCUGGUCACCAAUGUCUCUCCGCGCAUCGUGCGCGGCACAACGUCCGGCCCAGUGUUUGGCCCCGGACAGGGCUCCUUCCUCAACAUCGAGCUGAUCAGCGAAAAGACCGCAGCGUACUGGUGUCAGAGCGUCUCGGAACUCAAAGCCGACUUCCCCCACAACAUUGUCAUAUCCAGUAUAAUGUGCAGCUACAACAAGGCUGAUUGGACAGAGCUAGCUCAGAUGGCGGAGGCCUCCGGAGCUGAUGCCCUGGAGCUGAAUCUCUCCUGCCCCCACGGGAUGGGAGAGAGGGGCAUGGGCCUCGCCUGCGGACAGGAUCCAGAGUUGGUGCGCAACAUCUGCCGCUGGGUCCGGCAAGCUGUCAAGGUCCCCUUCUUUGCCAAGCUGACCCCCAAUGUCACCAACAUUGUGGACAUCGCCACGGCCGCUCAUGAAGGUGGUGCAGAUGGCGUCACCGCCACCAACACUGUCUCGGGCCUGAUGGGACUGAAGGCAGACGGCUCUCCCUGGCCCGGCAUCGGCCGCGGCAAGCGCACCACAUAUGGCGGCGUGUCUGGAAAUGCCAUACGACCCAUAGCCCUGCGGGCGGUGUCGGCCAUCGCCAAAGCUCUCCCCGGCUUCCCCAUCCUGGCCACGGGAGGCAUCGACUCCGCCGAAUCAGGGCUGCAGUUCCUCCAUGCCGGAGCAUCUGUCCUGCAGGUGUGCAGCGCUAUACAAAACCAGGACUUCACCCUCAUCGAGGACUACUGCCUGGGCCUGAAGACUCUGCUCUACCUGAGGAGCCUUGAGCAGCUGCAGGACUGGGAUGGCCAGUCCCCACCGACCGCCCGCCACCAGAAGGGCAAGCCUGUCCCCCGCCUGGAGGACCUCGUGGGCAAGAGCUUGCCCAGCUUCGGGCCCUUCCUUGAGCAGCGGAAACGGGCGCUGGCAAUCUACAAGCAGAAGAUCAGAGACCAGGAGUCCGCCAUGACAGUGGAGCCCACGGGACCGAGAACCUUCUCCCCUAAGGGGCCCGUUCCAUCUGUCAGGGACGUGAUUGGUAGGGCUCUGAAGCACAUCGGGGCCUACCAGGAGCUCAACAACGAGGAGCAAGUGCAGGCUUUGAUAGACGAGGAGAUGUGCAUCAACUGUGGUAAAUGCUACAUGACCUGCAACGACUCGGGUUACCAGGCUAUUACGUUUGACCCGGAGACCCACCUCCCAGUCGUGGCAGACAGCUGCACGGGCUGCACUCUGUGUCUGAGCGUCUGCCCCAUCAUCGACUGCAUCAGCAUGGUUGCCAGGACAACGCCUUACGUACCAAAGCGAGGCCUCCCCGCUGUCGUAUCCGUGCACUGAGAGAGCGAGAGAGAGAGGGAGAGAGGGAGAGAGAGAGCGUGAGAGAGAGAUAGAGAGAGGGAGAGAGGUUCUCUUGCGAUGUAAAGAGAGUAGAGCAAUAAAUACACAAAACAAAACAAAAGAGAAAUAUAGAAACGUGACAGAGCGUCUACAUCAAAACAUUGAUUCUUCUUCAUAAUUGCAAUGUGAAAAAUUACCUUUAUUAUGUGUUUGAAAAAACACGCACACACUCGCACACAGCAGAGAAGAAAAGCUAAAUAAUUAGUUUGGAGAAAUAAUUGCCUUAUACUCCCAAGCCAAUUAUCCAGAAAUAAUCAUGCAGGCACAAAUAGUUGCAUUAUUCUCAAACAAUAGCAGGGCGAUAUGUCGUCCAUCCAUGCCCCCCCCCCCCACACACACACACAAUACACACAUACACACACACACACACACACACACAUCCCCCCCCCCCCCCACCUUCAUCCCUGGUUAAAAUGACAAUGAGAAGAGGGGAGGUUGAGUAAUGGAUGUUUAUGCUGAUGCUGGUUGGGAGGCCGAUGUCAGAACCAAAUACAACAUGUCCCUAACAAGUGUUGCAUUGGCAGUCCGUCCACACAGCCACACACACACACACACACACAAACCUCCAGCGCAGUAAAACGAGACAUUAUGUUGGCCGGGGAAAUAAUCCGCGGGACAAGGAGAGGUAAUGAAGGGAGAUGAAUGGGGUGUUCCCUCCUCGGCCCUCGAACGUCGCGUGCCUUCAUUGUCCAACCCUGGUCCAUUUUCCUGGAGCAGCUGGAGCUGUUUUAUGUCUCAAUCUCUCCUCAGAGAUCUACGGUGCUGCUGGGCUUUUUUUUUUCUUUACGUUAUGUGCGUUAGGUGAUUCAAAUUGUAAUCCAUUGCUAGCCAUUAGUAAUACCUGUUAUGUGUAAGCGAUCGAAACCCUUUUGUUGUUGUUGUUGUCGUCGUUUUGUUCAGAUUUCCGUAACGAUUUUGGUUAAUUCCUUGCGUGUUGGCCCAUAAGUAAUAAUCACGGUGCACUAUACUAGGAGACGAGUUUAGAAAAGG